AUGGGGUUCAAGAAGCUCGUAUCAUUCCAACCGGAUUAUGUCCCACAAUACCAUAUAACUAAAUAUAUCUCGGAACGAACUAAACUGCAACUGGUACAUAUAAACCACAAAACCUCCCCAUUGGUUCACGGUUACUUUGCUGUUCCUACAGAAUGUCUUAAUGAUUCAGGUGCUCCGCAUACCUUGGAGCAUUUGAUCUUCAUGGGUUCUAAAUCUUACCCAUACAAAGGUUUAUUAGACACAGCUGGUAAUCUGUCUUUGUCUAACACCAAUGCUUGGACUGAUACCGACCAAACUGUUUAUACAUUAAGCAGUGCUGGCUGGAAGGGAUUCUCAAAGUUGCUACCUGCUUAUCUAGAUCACAUCCUACAUCCAACUUUAACAGACGAGGCUUGUUUAACUGAGGUUUAUCACAUCGACCCGGAAAAUUUGGGUGAUAAAGGUGUGGUAUUUAGUGAAAUGGAAGCCAUUGAAACUCAGGGCUGGUACAUUUCAGGGUUAGAAAAGCAGCGAUUAAUGUUUCCUGAAGGAAGUGGCUAUCGGUCAGAAACUGGUGGGCUAACGAAAAAUUUAAGAACCUUAACCAACGACGAAAUCAGACAAUUUCACAAAUCUCUGUAUUCUUCUGAUAAUCUUUGUGUCAUUGUUUGUGGUAACGUACCAACAGAUGAACUGUUAACCGUCAUGGAAGAAUGGGAUAACAAAUUGCCGGAGAUUCCAUCGAAUAUACCAAAGAAAAGACCAUUUUUGGACAACAAGCUUUCGCACAUACCGCAAUCUAGAGAUAAAGUUACGGAAUCUACUGUAGAAUUUCCUGAACUUGAUGAAAGUCAGGGUGAAUUACUCUUUUCUUGGAUUGGUGUUCCCUACUCAGAUUUUCGUAAUGACCUAGCGGUUGAUGUGCUAUUAGAUUACUUUACUGACUCUGCAUUGGCAGUGUUUACAAGAGAACUGGUUGAAAUUGACGAUCCCAUGGCAAAUUCCACUGAUUGUUGCACUGAUUAUUUCAUGAGAACCAUAAUUGAUCUUCGUAUCCAAGGUGUCCCAACAGAAAAAAUAGCAGCAACAAAGACCAAGGUACUGGAGAUUUUGAAAACCCAUACCAUUGAUUUAUCAAGAGUUAGACAGGUAGUUGAAAAUACUAAAUGGGAAUAUUUGCUGAACUAUGAAAAAAAUGGCGAGAGUCGUUUUUCUAGUGCUGUGAUUACCGACUAUAUUUAUGGUAAUGAAGAUGGUUCUUCAUUAGUGUCUUCUCUCAAGGAUUUAAGUGAUUUUGAUGCUUUAUUACAAUGGUCCCAAAAGGACUGGCAAUCUUUGCUGAACAGAAUAUUCGUAGACAACAAACCUAUCAUAGUUACCGCUAAACCAAGCGCUUUGAUGUAUGAACAACUAGAGAAAGAAAAAUCGGAUUUGAUCAAACAAAGAGAAGCUGAAUUUGAUGAUGAAAAGAAACUGGUUUUAUUGAAAAGAUUGAACAAUGCAAAAAAUAUUAAUGAUAGGCCAAUUCCGAAAUCUCUACUACAGAAAUUUGAGAUUGAUAAUCCUUCAAAGAGUGUUGAAUUUGUCAACACGAAAAGCAUUGCAACUGUCGAUUCGUAUAAAUACAAUAAUGUUAGUGAUCCGCUGACCAAAAAAAUUUUAGAAACGAGGCCAGACAAUUUUCCUCUUUUCAUUCACUUAAAUCAUUUCCCGUCUCAAUUUAUAGAGCUGCAUUUUUUGGUCAACUCCGCAUCUAUUAAGGAUACCUCGCUUUUACCAUAUUUUAAUAUGUUUGACGAGCUAUUUUCCAUGCCAAUGAAAAUCCUUGAUGAGGAGAGUAAUGUAGAAACUAUGCUCUCGUUUGAGGAAGUUGUCGCCAAGUUAAAAUCAGAAACUAUUGACGCACAGAUCAACCAAGGUUUGAAGGGUUCUUGUCCUGACCUUAUUAAUUUUAAAAUUCAAUGUAGAGCUGGGGGUUACUCUAACUCUGUUCAAUGGAUCAAGCACUGCCUAUUUGACAUGGUUUUUGAUGAAAAUCGUGUUCGUAUUCUGCUGGAGAAUUAUUUGAAUUCUAUUGUAGAAUGGAAAAGAAAUGGUAAUGUUAUGUUAAGUUCUUUAACUAACAGAAAUCUCUAUUCGGCAAGAUCGCUGAAAAAAUCCACCGAUCCAUUAUUUGUUGAAGCAAAAUUACAAGAGAUUUUUGCAGAAAUUGAGAAUGGCAACUUUGAGAAAGAAAUUUUGCCAAGAAUAGAAACAAUGAGAAAGCAACUGAGAGCAAAUUUCAACAAGUUUCAUAUUUUGGUUCUUGGUGACAUCUCAAAGAUCGAUGACGUUUAUGAACCAUGGAAUCCCUUAAUUAAGUGCUUGAACAUUGCACAUCCAGUUGAGAAGUUAAAAAUUCCACCAGUUCCAAGAGCCCUAGAUACCAUUUCAUCGAUUUGCAGAACACCUGGUGAAAAGGCCUUUAUAAUAACUACUCCCGCCUCAGAAUCUGCUUAUAUGAAUCUAAUAACGUCUAUCCCAUUUAACUUGGACUACCAUGAUCCCGAAUACGCUAUUGUCUCAUUGGCUUCCGAAUAUCUAGAAUGUGUUGAAGGUCCAUUUUGGAAGGGAAUCCGUGGUGCCGGAUUGGCCUAUGGUGCCAGCAUGUUAAAAUUAUGUGAGAUAAAUUCUUGGGGAUUCAAUAUUUACCGCGGCGCUGAUAUUAUUAAAUGUUAUGAAGUUGGAAAACAGAUUGUUCAAGAUUAUGCAUCAGGUGCCUUGGAAUUUGAUGAGCAGUUAAUCCAAGGUGCCAUCAGUAGUAUUAUUAACAGGCUGGCUACUAUCGAAUGCGGAUACUUUGAAACAGCCCUGUCCAAAUAUGUUGAUGAAUUCUGUUUGCAAAGGGGGAACAACUUCAAUGAAUUGUAUUUGGAAAGGUUGCAGAAUGUUACCAAAACAGAUCUGAAAAAUGCCAUGCAGAAAUAUUUUGUCAACAUGUUUGAUUCCAAUAAAAGCGUUGCCUUUGUGAGCUGUCAUCCAGCUAAAUUGGAAUCAGUUCAAGAAUUCUUUGAAACUCAAGGUUUCACUGUCGAAAUAGAAGAGCUAGAAGAUGACGAUGACGAAAUUGAUAGUGAAGAAGACGAAAAUGCGUGA
This is a messenger RNA of Saccharomyces cerevisiae S288C, 3114 nucleotides long. RefSeq names its product Sdd3p (gene SDD3). Bases 1 to 3114 code for a protein of 1037 amino acids. The record is from RefSeq and is marked reviewed. The transcript has a single exon. NCBI's taxonomy places the organism in Eukaryota, Fungi, Ascomycota, Saccharomycetes, Saccharomycetales, Saccharomycetaceae. Gene Ontology annotation, molecular function: metal ion binding.